AUGGUAAGCUGGUCCAUCGAGCUCUCCGAGCAUGACAUCCGCUACGAGCCCAGGAGAGCCAUUAAAGCACAAGUCCUAGCAGACUUCUUGGUCGAACUCACAGAUGAGGAAGAGCCUCCUGCCGAGACCACCUGGGUGGUCAACGUAGAUGGCUCGAGCAACAAGGAAGGUGGCGGGGCUGGGAUCGUAUUGCAAAGUAGUACCGGAAUGGUGGUCGAACAAUCCCUCCGCUUUAACUUCCCAACUACAAACAACCAGGCCGAGUAUGAAGCGUGCAUUGCAGGGCUGGUCACGGCUCGAGACCUGGGAGCUAAGGAGAUACUUGUCUGCUGCGACUCACUUCUGGUCGUUUCACAAGCAAACGGAGACGCUCAGGCAAAGGAUCCCAUCCUGGAACAAUACUUGACCCAUUUGAAACGACUGGCCUCGACCUUCACCAAAGUGGAGUUCCGCCACGUCCCCAGAGCCCAGAAUAAUCGAACAGACACCCUGGCCAAGCUGGCCAGCACUGGAAAGCCUGGCCUGAAUGGAACGGUCAUUCAGGGGACCUUAGCCCUCCCCUAUGUAGCUGACCCCGAUCGUCCUGUAGGACAAGUUAUGAUGCCGAUCGGUACCGAGGAAGACUGGAGGACCCCGAUCAUCAAGUAUCUCAGAUCCGGGUGGCUGCCCGAAGAGAAGGUUGAAGCCAAGAAGUUGGUACGGCGCGCCUCCUGGUACACUAUCGUUAAUGAUGAUCUCUUCAAGCGGGGAUUCUCCACCCCCCUUCUGAAGUGCUUGGCUAAAGAUAGAGCAGCCUAUGUCCUGGCGGAAAUCCACGAGGGCAGCUGCGGCCAUCAUCCGGGCGGGUGUUCCCUUGCCCGAAAGGUACUCCGAGCCGGCUAUUACUGGCCAACCCUAGAGAAAGACGCCGCGGAGCACGUUAAGCAAUGCGACCCCUGCCAGAGGCACGCCGAUCUGCACAACGCUCCUCCGGCCCAUCUUACCUCUCUAGUCUAUCCUUGGCCUUUCCACCAGUGGGGCAUGGAUUUAUUGGGUCUGUUCGACACAGCGCCUGGCCAACUCAAGUACUUGGUGGUAGCAGUGGAUUACUUCACCAAGUGGGUCGAAGCCGAAGCACUAGCAAUGAUCACCACAGCUAGAGUGCAACGCUUCUUCUACAAGAACAUCAUCAGCAGGUUCGGAGUCCCUGGGGUCCUGGUCACAGACAAUGGAACCCAGUUUACCUCUAAGGGGUUUAGGGACCUCUUGGACGGGCUGCACAUCAAGCAGCGAUUCACUUUCGUCGAGCACCCCCAGACAAACGGGCAGGCAGAGUCGGCCAACAGGGUCAUUCUCCGAGGCCUCCGGAAGAGAUUGGGGAGUGCCAAGGGCGACUGGGCCGAACAGCUCGAUCACGUCCUGUGGGCAUACCGCACCACUCCGCACUCGACUACGGGGGAGAGCCCUUACCGCCUCACCUUUGGCACAGAAGCUGUGAUUCCGGCUGAGAUAGGAGAACCGAGCGCCCGAACAGUGGGUUUUGACCCCAACCAGAACGAUCAACUCAUAGGGGAAGACCUCGACCUCCUGGCGUAA
Molecule: messenger RNA, 1575 nt
Organism: Lotus japonicus
Lineage: Eukaryota; Viridiplantae; Streptophyta; Magnoliopsida; Fabales; Fabaceae
Exons: 1
Coding region: 1-1575 (524 amino acids)
Biological process (GO): DNA integration
Molecular function (GO): RNA-DNA hybrid ribonuclease activity; nucleic acid binding
Source: RefSeq, a predicted model, not a curated record